Molecule: messenger RNA, 1444 nt
Organism: Hippoglossus stenolepis (Pacific halibut)
Lineage: Eukaryota; Metazoa; Chordata; Actinopteri; Pleuronectiformes; Pleuronectidae
Product: post-GPI attachment to proteins factor 2
Exons: 6
Coding region: 318-1109 (263 amino acids)
Biological process (GO): GPI anchor biosynthetic process
Cellular component (GO): Golgi membrane; endoplasmic reticulum membrane
Source: RefSeq, a predicted model, not a curated record
ACGUGGCAUCCUCAGCUCUCUCCUCCGCUCGCUUUCUCUUCCGGGUGCUCGUGCCGUUACAAACACAACUGGGUGUUAUUGUCCUCCCGCUUUCUGUCGCACAUGGACGAUGCUGCGACCGCAGGCCUGUCUUUCAUCCGACGUAAAUUCAGCUGAUGCGAAACAUGUCGGAGGAUGAUCCGCACCGUGUCCAUUUUCAUCCCGCCGCCUGAUUCAAUGAACGCUCCCGUUACAGCGUAGUUAUUCACCUGCCAGAGGCGACAGCGGCUAUUUGUGAACAGUAAACACAUCAGAGGUGGGUUCAUCUCUGCAAAUGCAUGCAAAUCACAAACUUUCAGACCAAGAUGCUUCAGGGCUCAAAUAUCUUUGGGCACGAGCGGCCCCUGGUCAUCAGGAUUUCAUUCACAACCUGUGUGGUGACGACUGUGUGUCUGCCACUGCUCGGACUAAUAACAUGUGUCUUCAUCUCCUCGGUUUUUCAUUAUGAGGACUCCACCGGCACACACUGCCAGGUCCCUAACUACCUGCCAUCCAUCAGUGCCUCAAUAAGCCUAAGCCCCGAGUGCCACAUAUGGCGCUUCUGCAUCGGACUGCACUCGGCCCCGAGGUUACUGGUGGCGUUUACCUACUUCAAAUUUUACAAGACGCGUUUCGCCUCCAAGUUCCCUGAGAGUUCACUCAGCUGCUUGAACCUGGCCUUCUCUCUUACGGAAAACCUCGGCCUCUUGCUCCUCACGUAUGUGUCGUCCAGUGAGACAUACUUUGUACAUAAGGAAGGCUUCGUCCUGUUCCUUGUCAGCUCCCUCGUCCACAUGCUGAUAACCUGCCGUUUGUGGAAGGCUAUUAAGAAGUAUUCUCUGAGUCCUGAGGAUGCCAAGUCUCACCUCUGGAAAGUGCGUUGUUUACUUCUCAACGUAUCCUUCUGUGCUUUUGCUGGAUUCUUUUAUUAUAAACACAACAUGUACUGUGAAUCAGGGAGUUAUACAUUUUUCGCCCUGUUUGAGUAUCUCGUGGUCUUCUCCAACAUGGCCUUCCACCUCACGGCGGUGUGGGACUUUAAGAGCCGAGAGGUCAUGGUCAUUUCGUCCUCUGAAGAUAAAACCUUCUGACUAGAAACACAAGGACUAAGUGCUAAGCACACAACCACUCAACUCCCUGAUGAUAACAGCCCCGAUCCCACUCCAGAGGAUGAGUGGAACGAAGGCCUCUUCCACAUAUUUCCGUGUUGACUGCUCUCGAGUCCUGAACAAGGUGCCGAUGUCAACAAGCAGAAACAGAUUUGCACAAAUGCUAUUUUUAGCCUCAGUGUCUCAUUCAUGGAAGCCUUCACCCACAUACAGCACAUUACGUAUUAUAAUUUGCAGGUUUCAACUUUUGUAUAAUGCACAACAUAUGUGUGGUCAUACUGUUUGUGUGCCAAAGUAAAGUGACAAGUGUUUUUCAA